Pocillopora damicornis (cauliflower coral) is the source of this 3631-nucleotide messenger RNA. RefSeq lists its product as uncharacterized. Lineage: Eukaryota; Metazoa; Cnidaria; Anthozoa; Scleractinia; Pocilloporidae. The record is from RefSeq and is a predicted model, not a curated record.
ACUCGCUCUCCUCUAUUUUCGGAAAUUUAGUCGAAGAGCGCAGGAAACAAACGUACAUGUUCAAGCUGAAAGAGUUCAUGUUAUUAACCCUUUACACCCUAACAUCAGUAUGCAUAUUCCCCACACUGUUCUUUAUACAUUUCCCUAUAGUGCCGACAAGGAGAAUUUUAUCGUCAAUCAAAAGGUUUCUUCCCUUGUGAUCAUUUCCUUUAUUCUCACGACUUUAAUGUGUGAUUCAGGAGUGAUAUUGUAGGGAGAAAUUAGAUGCUGGUCACUUUCAGGGUUUAAAGGGUUAACCUCCGCUUGGGGCUUUGUUGUGAAGAUGAGGGAAACGACCGCACUUCUGGUGUUUUAUGUUGUUGAGCUUGAAGAUUGCCCAUAGUGCUGGGCGUCAAAAUCAGCAACAUGGAGAUUCUAGCCUGUUAGUGUAUCUCUGAAACUGGAAUGUAUGCUUUGAAGAUGAAGCGAGCGCAGAAAACUAAACUAUUUUCUAAAUUCACGACAGUUCUUUCAUGGUUUCGUGGUAUGAUUGCGUACGUUCGAAGACCACAAUCUUGACAAAACAAGUAAGUUUCAAGCGUUGACUUCGUUUUUAAACGAGUUGCUUGGUUAGCCGGGAUGCGAAUGCAAGAACGAGAAACCUUCCAGAACCUUCCCCCACUCGUCCUUUGUCGUGCCACAUUUCAUGGUUAAGUACCUAGAACACGUCAAAAGAAUCACCUGGCUUCCCACGGCAGUCGUCCACUGAGAUGUGACAAGAAAUGUGUGACAACAAGGAAACUACUGUUUUCUGAACAAAAAAUACCUUCAAUGCUUUUGCUAGUGAAGAACGUAGUCAGAUCCGUCGAAGGUCGCAUUAGACUUAUCUUCUGCUCUAAAGAGCAUCUUAUUUCUCCUUACAGUGUCACCACCAAUUGUUAAGGAAAGUCUUUUUACCACUAUAGAGGAUGUAUGCAGAACAGUGUAGUGCAUAUGUAGACCGAUGAAAGAGGAAAAAGGUUUGACGGAGUUAAAUAAGGCCACAGUUUAAGACAAUCGGUGGACCUCAAGAUUUCUUCACAAGUGGGUCUUGGAAGUAAGGAACUUUGCAAGAUUUAAGCCAUCUUUAAAAAAUUUAGGUUUAGAUAAAACGUUGAAUUUCGUUGAAGACGGAUUAAAACGUAGUUGUGCUAAAAACGGCUAAACUUUGUUGUGUUAACUGGUCUUACUGGGUCCGUCUCUUACCAAAAUGUCUACGACAACUUCCAACCUCUACCAUGCGGCCGAGAAUGUUGUUGAAUGCGAAGAUAAUCACCUUUGUUACCAGAUGCCGUGCCUGUUUACACAAAUGUGGACAUUUUAGUGGUUGACCCUAUUUAGGGUGGCAAAUGCCCUUUCAAGUACUUUGAAAUAUCAAAGAAUACAGGUGAAGUGGUGUGGCCUGUAGCUUAGUGUUCAAGAGCGAUUGGUUCGCGCUAAAUAUCUCGCCUUAAAUAUAAAUUUCAAAAACUAAUAGAUUUAUCUAAACAGUAUUUAAACGUGCUCGGUAAAAUCAGGAGAUUUUUUUUGUUGAAAUGACACACUUUUCUCGAUGUUAAUUGGUGAUAAAUAUUUCAUCACAUUGUUAGGUAAGCUUCUAUAAUUGUUUUAACUUCUGUGAGAGACAUUUUAUCAAAACAACCGAAAAGAUUGUGGGAUUUUUCCCUUCAUUUUUUUUCCUAUUAAUCUCCCUUAUCACAGAAGGUUGGGUCGUAAUUUCAUUUAUUUGAAAGAGGGGAAAGCACAAGAAUUUGAUUAGAUCACAUUGAAGACAUUGAAUAAUGAAGAAACUCGGACUAUGAAUUGUCCAAACGGCAAGCCCUGAUGUAGGUUUUCGGUUGGAUCAAGUUGUGGCGGUUUGGAAGCAAGAAAAAACCAAGAUGCAACGUGUUUCAUACUUCAUAUGGCUCUUGACAUUCCUUUUUAGCAGUUUUCAAUGGAGAGCACUCUCAGAGAAUUCUGAAAUGUUGCAAAAAGUGAAAUCGAUCAGAAGAAUUCGUCCAAAUUAUGCAAAUAUGAACUUCCUAGCAAAGAGGAGCCCGCAAAUUCAAGGUGUCAUAAAUUCAGGCGUGCCUGGUCCGGGCGCCCAAUAUCGAUUGAAUACAGGGCAACCUAUCAAGCAAAAUCUAACGCCUUUUCAACAAGCUACAACAGUUCCUGCUGCAGUUUCAACGGUUCCUGCUGUAGUUUCAACAGUUCCUGUUGCAGUUUCAACGGUUCCUGUUGCAGCUACAACGGUUUCUGCGGCUCAACCUGCAGGACAGGUGGCUGGUGCUCAAACUCAACCUGCAGGUCAGCCAGUGAACACGAUAACGCGAACUACGGCACAAGCGUCAACUCUUUCAGGGCAACCUGCUGUUUCAGCUCCUUCUGUUGGAACUUCUCCGCAAGGAAGUACCAACGCUGCUUCUACAAAUGACAUCGAGGAUCCUAAUGACGAUCUUGCUGAAGACGAUGCCGCCGAUGACGAUACGUAUGACGAAGAUGAGUUGGACCGCGAUGAACUAGAUUCAGAACCUGAGGCCCCCUGUGUGCCACGUCGGCGCCGGCGUAGACGUCGAUGUCGUCACCCUUAUCCUCAUAAGAGUCGAAGGCUGCGUGGACCAGGACCGCCAGAGUACGACGAUUAUGAAAGACCCCGAAAACAAAAUGAUUGGGUGGACUUUAGAGGGGAUCCAGGGUUCUUUGAUCAGGGAAACCAAGGAGGCAACCAAGGAGGCAACCAAGGAGGCAACCAAGGUGGCAACCAAGGUGGCAACCAAGGAGGCAACCAAGGAGGCAACACGGGUGGGAUUGGAGGUCAAGGUGGAAUUGAUGGUCAGGGAGGAAAUGGUGGUCAGGGAGGAAAUGGAGGUCAAGGUCAAGGGGGCACAGGAGGCAGAGGUGGCGGUAGGGGAGGAGGAGGGGGAAUGGGAGGUGGAGGAGGUGGUGGUGAGGGGGGAGGCAGGGCAGAGGGAACUGACUGCUGUUGUGUCAAUUGGGGAGGACUCAAACCCCACAUAGAGUGGGUAAAUGUUCCAGUUUGCUAUCACCCAAGCUGCAUCUGCCAACCUCACUGUGAGCACUGCUACGACCUGGACUGUCACCACUGCUGCUGUGAACCUUGCUGUGGCGGCUGCUGCGGCCAUCACUGUCAUCACUGUUGCCAUCACUGUCCCUGCUGUCACUGCUGUCACCAUUGCUGUCACUGCUGCCAUUGUAGGCGAGGGGUAGUGACAAACAAACCGCCAUUAGCUCCUAGAAGGAAAUCAAGGAAACAUGAUAAGUCCAAGAAAGUAUCGAAGAAAAAGAAGUAUCACAAAAGAAAUUGCUUUUGUGUAACACCGCUCGUCUUGCGCAUGCCCUUCUUCCCGAGACUGUGGUAAUGGUAAUUAGUACCAAAGACUGAGUACUAGUGCAGAAAGGAGAUAUCUCCUAGGAUUAGUUCAGCAAGAAUAUAGCUGUGUACAAAAAGAAUGCCCACUGAUGAAACCGAAAAGAGCUGGAAGCAAUGCCAGAGACAGUUUCGAACACAACCAACUUCGUGGCUAGGGUGUUAUGUACAAAAUUAUGUAAUUAGUUAGGAGAAAGAGCAAAAUACUUGGAUAAUAAAGUUUGAUUUCUUUUGUUUUUA